AUGAAUUAUCACUACGAUAAUGGACGCCGAUACCAUGCAUAUCACUCUGGCGCGUAUUGGGGCCCAAAUGAUGAGCGCGCCAUGGAUCACACUGAUUUAGGGCAUCAUUUAUAUACUCUCAUGCUCCACGGGGAAUUAUAUCUAGCCCCGAUCUCGAAGAAUCCUCAGAAGGUGUUAGAUGUCGGAACAGGAACGGGUAUAUGGGCAAUUGACUUUGCCGAUAAACAUCCCUCUGCAAAAGUAAUCGGCACCGACCUCUCCCCAAUUCAACCGAAUUUGGUGCCGCCGAAUGUUCAAUUCGAAAUUGAUGACUGCUGUGAUGAUUGGCUUUAUUCGGUCGAUAGUUUUGAUUUUAUCCACGUGCGUGGUCUAUAUGGAUGCGUUGCAGAUUGGGGGAAGUUCUACGAACAAGCACUUAGACAUUUAAAACCAGGUGGUUAUAUCGAACAAGUAGAGCAGUCCGUUGUUCCCAAAUCUGAGGAUGGCAGUACGGACGGUACUAUAUUCGAAGAAUGGGGAAAGGUAUCCCUCGAAGCGGGUGAAGCGUUCGGGAAAACACUGAAAAUUGUCGAUGAAGCAAAAGACAGGAUGAUCGCUGCUGGGUUCACAGAUGUCGUUGAACGUCGUUUCAAAGUUCCUGUCGGGCCAUGGGCCAAGGAUCGUCAUUUGAAAGAGCUGGGUCGAUAUAACAGGCUGCAGUGGGAGGAAGGAAUUGAGGGGUGGACAAUGAUGCUAUUGACAAAUGUUCUCGGAUGGAAUCGGGCAGAGGUCGAGCUAUAUCUGAUGAAGAUGAGACAAGGAUUGCGCAAUCCGAAUAUCCAUGCUUAUCAAGAACAUACCGUUGUUUGGGGUCGAAAGCCACCUGAGGAUUAA
Molecule: messenger RNA, 873 nt
Organism: Talaromyces proteolyticus
Lineage: Eukaryota; Fungi; Ascomycota; Eurotiomycetes; Eurotiales; Trichocomaceae
Product: putative methyltransferase
Exons: 8
Coding region: 1-873 (290 amino acids)
Molecular function (GO): methyltransferase activity
Source: RefSeq, a predicted model, not a curated record